AUGUCAGAUUCAGUCGAAUCCGAAUGGUCAAAAACUUUCGUAUCGGCCGGCCGUUCGAAACCCUUUCUCCCAUGCAAGUCUGAAUGUCUUUCUGGAGAUACCUCAGCUUCAACCUUGCUUAACGAUGACCCGCAGGCCGACCCACUGAAUCGCACACAUAUUGGCGGUCACCAAAGUAUGGCGAUCGAACAACUGAUGAAACUAAAGCAAGAACUUCGAGGCCUGGAUUUGGAGUCCUUCUGGAGCCGACUGAUGGAACAUAUCACUUCAUUCUGCAACGCUCAGUAUGGUUUCGUAGCUCGGAGAGUUCGAGACGAUGAGAACGUCGGUGAUCUGGGGGAACAUAAACCCCGCCUGUUUGGUACAGCCUUCUAUUACAAUGAUGGACAUCAAAACGUGGGAAUGCAUAGGCACCGGUACUUUGCUGGAGGCAACCCUUUGUCUCACAUGGACCAUGGGAAGCCUUGCCUAAUUCCAGAGAAAUUAGGAUCUGUCAUGUCAUUUGACCAAGACCAGCUCCCGUUCGCGGCAGAGGGCUACCUGGCAAUCCCACUCUUCUCGGAAACCCAGUGCCUCGCCCACUUUGGCUUGAUGUGGUCAGAGUCAGGGUUGCAGAAGCGCAAACUCUCGUGGUCUUUGCUGGAAAUGGUUCUGUAUUCGCUGGAAGAUCUGAUCGUCCAACGGAUCCGAGAGGAUGCGGCCAAGACCGACCGGCCCUCCAAAGAUAUCAAGAAUCCAUCCAAGGGUCACAAAAUCAUCGAUGAUGGGUAUUUGAACGCUUUAUACGGACAUCCUGAUUUUUCAUCUCAACCCCUGAAGCCCUUUGCUCGGAGCUUGUCUCAUGAGUUGCGGACGCCGAUGCAGGGGAUCGUCGGAAUGCUGGACGUUAUGCACGCUACUGUACGGGAAGCUAUUCAAGGCAAACCGUCUCCAAGGGCAGGUAAUGUUUUCCAAUCUCUCAAAGAAAGCAUCGAAAUGGUUCAAGAGCGAGACAACGAUCUAUUUGGCGGCCCUGUUCAGUCACCAAUCCCAACGUGCGAAAAUCGGCCAAACAUUUUUGCUGAUGGCACCAACGUUGGAAUCAAUCCAUACAAACGGCGGCGAAGCAACCCGCCGGAAUUUACCGUGGGAUCGACGCCGAAGCAAAAGAUGCCGCGUGUUACAGCAACGAAAGAACUAUCCCCUCGAAGCGAAGAGGUCAAGAACGCGGUGCUUGAAAGUGACAAAAUUAUUCAGGCCACCCCAGCACAUCAGAUUGAAGCAGUCAUGGCCAACAUGGUGGACCCCCGUCCAUCAUUAGCAGUACGACGUUCUGCGCCACAUCUUCUGCUGGAAGGCAUCAAUAUCAACCUCAAGAGCCCUGCACUGCGAGUUACAAAACUCCGUGAUUUGCUCCGUCUGGUUAUCAACGAAUCGCUUCAUGUUGGUGGUCGGCCUGAUUUUGCGGUGACAAAUGGAACCGAAUUAGGGGAGAAAAUCGAGCUUCGCUCGCGGUCGUCUAAUGGGGAGGUGUUUUCUAAAACGAUAGACUGGUCGGUAGACACUGCGCUUCCUGAUACCCUAUUUGUGGAUGAUCGCGACCUCGCGAAGUUGAUAUCAUGUGUCUUUCUGAAUGCGGUCAAGUUCACAAAUAGCGGUGUGAUUACUGUCUCUGCUACUCUAGGGCGCAAAGUCGGUGAUGUUUUGAUCAACGUUCGGGACACUGGAUCAGGUAUUCCAGAGGCUUUUCUGCCAAAUCUUUUCAAACCGUUCGCUCGGGAGGAUACAUCUACGACUCGAAGCAAAGAUGGGUUGGGAUUGGGACUUCUCGUAGCAAAAGGCUUGGCCAGGAAAAUGGGCGGCGAUUUGAUCUGUGUUCGAUCUGCUACUUCGGGUCCUGAUCGUGGUACAGAGUUCGAGAUUAGAAUUCCUAUCACUCAACCUGAACCAUGUACCAGGCCAAUUGCCCCCGCAACGAAGCUUCUAACCCCUCCUCAGCUCAGUGAUCCUUCAAGACUGAGUCAACCGAGCAGCACAACUCUAGAUGCAUUAUUACCACCUGCAAUGCGGACCCCAAUCCAACAACCGUCUCCCAGUCUCACGGAUGAGACAUCUUCGCAAACACCUACACAUUCCCGCUCUGUACCCGAUAUCAAGUCCUUUGGGGGCUCCAUAAAUGGAGAUGCUUAUGAUAGCAAACUUGGGGAAAAGCAUCCGCUGACAUUCCUGGUAGCAGAGGACAAUAAGAUCAACCGACGGGUGUUGGUAAACAUGCUCAAAAGACUAGGUUACCGGGAUGUUUAUGAGGCAUGUAAUGGGAGAGAGGCUGUGCGGAUUAUGCAGGAUGUUCUGGCGUCUCAGCGCCCUGAGGAAGCCACGAAUGGCUCUCACGCAGUUCCAAAUCAGAAUGGCGGCUCGGACGAUCGGUCAAUUCUCAAGCCACCACCAAAGUAUCGUAAGAAGCUCAAGCCGGUGGAUGUCAUUCUGAUGGAUCUUUGGAUGCCAGAAAUGGAUGGUUACGAGGCUACCUCGAGGAUCCUGCAAUUAAUGGACCAAUACCACGGCCAAAUUCCUCCUAAUCCUGGGCCAAAGCAUGUUCGGACCACACCCCCAACGGUUCUCGCUGUCAGUGCAGAUGUCACUGACGAUGCCCUGGGACGUGCGUCGAAAGUUGGCAUGAAAGGUUAUAUGACCAAACCCUAUAAGCUGACCGACUUGGAACGGUUCAUCAUGAGUUUCUGCUGUGGUGAUGAUACAGCAAAAGAAAACAAUUCAAUGAAGACAUGA
Messenger RNA from Aspergillus oryzae RIB40, 2766 nucleotides. RefSeq lists its product as uncharacterized. The coding region runs from base 1 to 2766 and encodes 921 amino acids. Gene Ontology annotation, molecular function: histidine phosphotransfer kinase activity; phosphorelay sensor kinase activity. Lineage: Eukaryota; Fungi; Ascomycota; Eurotiomycetes; Eurotiales; Aspergillaceae. The record is from RefSeq and is a predicted model, not a curated record. Gene Ontology annotation, biological process: protein autophosphorylation; phosphorelay signal transduction system. The transcript is spliced from 2 exons.